AUGAAUUUUAAGGCGCGAAAGAGGAAAUGCAAUAAUUUUUCGGAAUGUGACAGCAGUGUGCCUAACCGCCUGUGGCAUUGGGGGGAGAGGGACUCUCUUUUUUCCUUCACUUCUCCUAUCUCCAUCCUUUACAGCAAUGUGCCUGACCACCUGUUAGGGCUUCUAUCUCCCACUCGGCCACUCCAUAGUCCACACAAAGUCACGAUUCACGACUCACGAACCUUAACAAAUAGAAAUCUCUAUGAGGCUGUGACUCUGUAUCUGAAUAUCUCUAUCUCGCAUUCACGAUUCAAUCAUCCUUUGCAGACUCUGUAUCUGAGUAUCUCUCUCUCGGUCUCGGCUUUGUAUCUGAGUAUCUGCGAGCGAGACUGUGACUCUGUAUUUGAGUAUCUCUCUCGGUCUCAGGCUUCAUCUCCUUCAACUCCAUCAUUCUCUCGAUCUCGGCUCGGAUCAGCGUUAAUUUCCCUUUGCCUCAGAUCAGCGUUCAUCUCCUUUCAUUUUCUCAAGUCCAGUUCGUCUGAGCUCAGGCUUCAUCUCUCUUCUCAAAUAAGGGCAACUCAUAGAUGCAAGAUGUCUAGCUCCCGUGAAGGUGAAGGACAAACAAUUACUCCAAACAGCCAAACACUAACUCCAUCUUUAACAUCUAAUACUGAAGUGAGUUCAAGAAAAAGGAAGGCCAUACAGCCAAGGUCUGAAGUUUGGGAGCAUUUUCACAAAUAUGUUAAUGAGCAUGGAGAAACCAAAGAAUCUACGUUCAGCACUGGAGGACGUGUUUUGGAUGCAUUUAGGAGUUCUUUAACUCCUAAAGUUGUGCAAGCCCUUAUCUGUGCUAAAAAUUGGCUUCGUCACUCCAUUCCUGUGGUUGUGGAAGAGAAAUUAGAUGAUAUUCAAAGGAUUGAAAGAGAUUUUCAAAGAAUUGGAUUAGAAUCAACAGUGGAUAUAGUUUAAACUCUUUAAGGUAACUCUUCAUUAUUGCUGUCCAUGGAAAUUAGUUCAUGUAGUUGUGAUAUUUGUUUUAUUGUUGCUUUUUGUAGUUUUCUAACUUCUGGUGCCUGAUGGACUGUUGGUUCUGUUGCUGUAUUAUUCUAGUCUUUUUGGUGGCUGGAGCAAAGAUUUUGUGUCAUUGACAGCUAACAACUUGUGAUGAUCUAAUGGAUUAGUUAUUUUAGAUUAUAUUAAAACUCUUGAACUUAUUUGUAAUUUUUUAAGGGAUUAUUGUUAUUAUUUGGUGGAUUAUUUUGGAUUGUUAAGAAUUUAUAUUAGGUAAAUUAUCAAUUUAUAAAUUAUGUGU
This is a messenger RNA of Prosopis cineraria, 1291 nucleotides long. RefSeq lists its product as uncharacterized. The coding region runs from base 1 to 948 and encodes 315 amino acids. The transcript is spliced from 6 exons. NCBI's taxonomy places the organism in Eukaryota, Viridiplantae, Streptophyta, Magnoliopsida, Fabales, Fabaceae. The record is from RefSeq and is a predicted model, not a curated record. Gene Ontology annotation, molecular function: protein dimerization activity.